Bathycoccus prasinos is the source of this 636-nucleotide messenger RNA. RefSeq lists its product with no specific name. Lineage: Eukaryota; Viridiplantae; Chlorophyta; Mamiellophyceae; Mamiellales; Bathycoccaceae. Gene Ontology annotation, cellular component: cytoplasm; nucleus. The record is from RefSeq and is a predicted model, not a curated record. Gene Ontology annotation, biological process: tRNA wobble adenosine to inosine editing. The coding region runs from base 1 to 636 and encodes 211 amino acids. Gene Ontology annotation, molecular function: tRNA-specific adenosine-34 deaminase activity. The transcript has a single exon.
AUGCGCCCAACGUCCUCGUUCACCGAAUUGGAACAAAAACUCAUGCGAAAAGCGCUCGAGCUCGCGGAAAACGCGUACGAGUGUUGGGAAGUCCCAGUCGGGUGCGUCUUUGCGAACGGGGAGGAGAUCAUCGCCACGGGGAGGAAUAAAACGAACGAGACGAGGAACGGGACGAAACACGCGGAGUUUGUCGCGCUGGAAUCUUUAACGAGGACUUUGGAGACCAAGAAGGGUGAUGGUGAUGGUGUUGGUGUUGGUGAUGGUGACGGUGAUGGUCUUCUAUAUGAACGUCGUCAUCCGGAGAAGUUGGAUGUGUACGUGACGUGCGAACCGUGCAUCAUGUGCGCGUCCAUGCUGGGACAACUCCCAUUCGAGCGAGUUAAAGUCAUAUUUGGAUGCGCGAACGAUAAGUUUGGCGGCGGCGGGACGUGUUUGAGCGUCCACGAGAUGCGCGGCUUGCCUUCGUGUUUACAAUCAGACACGGCCGACGACGGUUCGUCCUCCUCCUCGAAAGCGUACGAGUGCGUCGGCGGUUUGUUCAAAGACGAAGCCGUGGAAUUGUUUCAGAGAUUUUACGUAAGAGGGAAUCCGAAAGCGCCAUCGCCGCACAGAGAAGUGCGAGAGUAUCCCUCGUAA